This is a messenger RNA of Beta vulgaris subsp. vulgaris (sugar beet), 924 nucleotides long. RefSeq lists its product as uncharacterized. Lineage: Eukaryota; Viridiplantae; Streptophyta; Magnoliopsida; Caryophyllales; Amaranthaceae. The record is from RefSeq and is a predicted model, not a curated record. Bases 1 to 924 code for a protein of 307 amino acids. The transcript has a single exon.
AUGGGAUUUCGCGACUCGGAGCAUCCCGAUUAUGUGUGUUUGCUGCACAACUCUUUGUACGGGCAUAAGAAAGCCCCUAGGGCAUGGUACAAGAGGUUUGCUGAUUUUGUUUCUGCUAUUGGUUUUUCUAACAGUACCUCCGAUCAUUCUUUGUUUAUUUAUCGACGGGAGUCUAAUAUGGCCUACUUACUAUUAUAUGUUAAUGAUAUUAUCUUAACUGCUUCUUCUGAUGCUCUCCGCCAGUCUAUUAUGACACGUCUUAGCUAUGAGUUUUCUAUGAAGGAUUUGGGGUCUUUGAAAUAUUUUCUUGGCGUUAGUGUGACUCGCCACGAGGGUGGUUUACUUUUGUCACAAUGUAAGUAUGCUCAGGAGAUUAUUGAUCAUGCUGGAAUGAUUUCAUGUAAACCGAGUCCCACUCCGGUUGACACAAACUCGAAAGUUACUGCCACCACAAGAGUUCCAUAUGCUGAUCCGACCAAGUAUUGCAGUCUUGCAGGUGCCCUGAAAUAUCUCACAUUUACUCGGCCGGAUAUCUCUUAUGCAGUUCAACAAAUUUGCUUACACAUGCAUGACCCUCAUGAUGAACAUAUGAGUGCUUUAAAACGUAUCAUACACUACAUUCAAGGUACUCUUUAUCUUGGUCAAAAUCUUUCUCCUUCGCCAGUUACAGACCUGGUUUCAUAUACUGAUGCUGACUGGGGUGGUUGUUCUAAUACUCGACGGUCCACAUCCGGCUACUGUGUCUUUUUGGGUGACAAUUUGAUUACAUGGUCGUCUAAACGAGAACCUUUUCUCGUUUCAGUGCCGAGGCCGAGUACAAGGGGGUUGUUAAUGUUGUUUCGGAGUCCUGCUAGCUACGUAAUCUUCUACUUGAACUAUAUUGUCCCAUUCAUAAAGCUACAAUGGUCUAUUAUGACAAUGUGA